AUGGAGGAAUCGAGCUUCUUUCCCUAUGCGGCUAUUGACAAGUCGAGUUCAGCCAAGCAGGCAAUCCUCAUCUGUGGAGGCAGUUGUGAGUACCAGCUUCGGUCCUUGGAGAAUAAGGCCGAGAAAUGCGUAAACCCAGCCAUCAACAUAGCGAGUGUCGGCCAGUACGCCCUGCAAGUUGCAAACCUGUACGGCCUCGAAGCCCUUGUGUCGUGCAGCCCGAAGCACUUUGGACAGACUGCAUCUCUUGAAAAGCACCACUAUGGAGAGUUCUACUGGCCGCCGAAUAAGGCGGACCACGAACUGGGCGCCGAGUUCUGCCCCAAGAUCGGAGACUGGCUCAGCUCGGGCAAGAAUAAGCCCAACAAGACAAGAAUCAUUGAUGGAGGCCUCGAUGCUGUUACUCGGGGUUUCCAGGAGUGUCGCGAUGGCAAGAUUCCGGGGUACAAACUCGUGUACGCUAUCAAAUAG
This is a messenger RNA of Microdochium trichocladiopsis, 471 nucleotides long. RefSeq lists its product as uncharacterized. The transcript is spliced from 3 exons. NCBI's taxonomy places the organism in Eukaryota, Fungi, Ascomycota, Sordariomycetes, Xylariales, Microdochiaceae. Bases 1 to 471 code for a protein of 156 amino acids. The record is from RefSeq and is a predicted model, not a curated record. Gene Ontology annotation, molecular function: oxidoreductase activity, acting on NAD(P)H.